AGGAAGCGAUCGAGGGGGUGACAGGGGAGGCGACCGAGGUGGGAGCGAUAGGAGGGACGGUGAAGGAGCGAGAGAGACUGCCGGAGAGGAGAGGGUCUUCGGUGGUGGCGCAGGAGGCGACAUAGGAGGCGGCGUAGGAAGCGGUGGAGGAGGCGGCGGGGGAUAUGGCCCUGUCGGGGGCGUUGGCGGCGGAGGAUAUGGCCCUGUCGGGGGGGUUGGCGGCGGAGGAUAUGGCCCUGUCGGGGGGUUCGGUGGCGGAGGAUUCGGCGGGGGAGACAUCUCUGACGCCGAAAUCUCCCGGCGCCAAAUGGACACCAUCAUCCUCCUCCUGCAGCGCCUCAGUGACAGGCAAGCCGCCUUCGAGACCCUCCAAGGCCAGCGAGCAGAGCGGAUUGACAACAUCAACUACAGACUGACCCGCAUGGAGCUGCUGGCGGAGGAGCGGAAGGGCGUGCUCAACGAGAUCAGCAACGCCAUCCAGCACCGAAUGGAGACAACCGACAACGAGAUGGACCGCAUCACCGGCCUCAUGGACAACGUCAAGGACAGCAUCUCCGCCCUCACCCAGCGCCACGUCGACCUCCGCGGCCUCAUCACUGACCUCCCAAGGGCAGUAGAUCCGGGAGAGAACAACGAGCAGAAGCUGCAGGCGGUGGCGGCCUCCGUGUUCAGCGUUCACUCGGUCGCCCAGGCCAUUCAGCAGGAGCUCGGGGAGGUUGGCCUCAACCUGACGCAGCUCAUGAACACCUCUGGAACACUCGGCCACAUCCAGAGCAACAUGGUGUCCAAGCAGUACCUUCUCCAGAGCCUCAACGAGCUCAAGGCCAGCCAGACGGUGCCCACGGCGUCCGUUAUGCCCCGGAUGAUGAGCACGAGGGGGAGGGCAGGCGGCAAAGUUGAAAAGGAGCCCGAGGACUGCUGGCAGCUUCUCCGCCAAGGCAAGAAGAAGUCGGGCGUCUACCGCAUCCAGCCGCAGUACUCAAGUGUUCCCUUCUUCGUCUACUGCGACAUGGAAACUGAGGGAGGUGGUUGGACGGUGAUUCAGCGCCGCGAGGACGGCACGGUGGACUUUCUCCGCGAGUGGAACGAGUACAAGCACGGCUUCGGCAACCUGGCGGGCGAGUUCUGGCUGGGGAACGAGAAGAUCUACCUCCUCACGAGCCAGCACGUUUCGAAGCUUCGGAUUGACCUGUCUGAUUUCGACCAGCAAAACGGAUUUGCAGUGUAUUCCGCGUUCGCUAUAGGGUCUGAGCUGGAAGGUUACUCACUCAAAAUGCUGGGCGAAUACAGGGGAGACGCAGGCGACUCUCUGCGCUACCACGUGGGUCGGCGCUUCAGCACCAUCGACGUGGACAACGACGCCUGGCCCGAGCGGAACUGCGCCCGAGACCACAUGGGCGCCUGGUGGUACAGGGCCUGCGACACAAGACAAUUAUCCACGCCAACAUUCUCCAACAGUAACCUUAACGGGCGCUACCUGCACGGGCCGGUCCCCCCCGACCACGAGUACUCCGGCCUCUACUGGUACGACUUCCGCGGGCCGCGCUACUCCCUGUGGCGCUCCCGCAUGAUGGUCCGCCGGGGGGGCAGUGUGGGCCGCCCGAUCUUCAAGGACAUCGAUGAAAUUAAGACCUCCACCACCACUGUCCGGCCCGAGGAACCUCCCCAAGUGGAAGACGACGAGAUCCACUCUGACCCUGAACCCUACGACCCUUACUCCACCUACAACGGAUACGAUCCCUAUGCCAUCUAUGACGGUUAAGAUCGUCCCUCCAUGCCCUCCACUUCUACCGACAUCGCCGAUCUUGCAUGCCCAGUUCGACUUCAAGGAGUUCCCCUCCGGUGCUGAUCCUCAGACUUCACAGGUGAUCAGCCUUGAAGGAAACUCCCUCAACGGACACAGUCAAGAGGGACAAGUCUGAGCAUUCGAGAUACUCUUGAAGCUAGGGCGGGACUCUCCUCACCGAACCUUUCUUGAACUGUUCUCUCCUUGAAAAUAGAAUCCUGGAUUUCUUUACCUCAAUCCACAAGAAAAGGUAUUUUAUCUUAUUAUUCCCAACUUUAAGAAAAAUGACUAAUGUAAAAUAUAUGUUGGCCAACUUACAUAUUAGCAUACUUUUGUGGCAAUAUAAUGUAAUGCCUUUAAAUAAUAAUAAAAAAAAAGAAGU
This is a messenger RNA of Penaeus monodon (black tiger shrimp), 2168 nucleotides long. Its product is annotated as microfibril-associated glycoprotein 4-like. The record is from RefSeq and is a predicted model, not a curated record. Lineage: Eukaryota; Metazoa; Arthropoda; Malacostraca; Decapoda; Penaeidae.